This is a messenger RNA of Hyphopichia burtonii NRRL Y-1933, 1050 nucleotides long. RefSeq names its product Rad10p (gene RAD10). The coding region runs from base 19 to 1050 and encodes 343 amino acids. The transcript has a single exon. Gene Ontology annotation, biological process: meiotic mismatch repair; mitotic recombination; UV-damage excision repair. Lineage: Eukaryota; Fungi; Ascomycota; Pichiomycetes; Serinales; Debaryomycetaceae. Gene Ontology annotation, cellular component: nucleus; nucleotide-excision repair factor 1 complex; ERCC4-ERCC1 complex. The record is from RefSeq and is a predicted model, not a curated record. Gene Ontology annotation, molecular function: single-stranded DNA binding; damaged DNA binding.
ACUGAUUUAAGUAAAGUCAUGUCGGAUCCCAACGGAAAGAAUGAUCCACCAAAGGGGAAUGAUGCCAUGGAUAAAUCUUCGUUUGCUAGUAUUUUGGCUGGGGUUCAACGGAUGAGAGAUGAGUAUGAACCAAAGUCAUCCAAUCAACAAGAAACAGCAAGUACAUCCACAGCACCUCAACGACCAACGCCUCCAGCACGGCCAGCACCAGCAAGACCGCGUAUAGAGAGGCCCGUUGUGGUUCCCAGAACAAGAGUUGAGAGAACGGGUGUCUCUCGUUCUGCAACUCCGUCCGGAACAUCGCCGUCCCCAACACCAGAUAAUGCAUCAACCAGGAAUAUACGGCAAAAUCAACAAGUUCAGAGUCAUUCAGCUAUCCAGGUAGCCAACUCGCAAAAGGGGAAUCCUCUUCUAUCGCAGUCUCUAAUGAAAACACAGUCGUGGCAGUAUAAUGGCCUGAUACUAUCGGACUAUUAUAUCAACCCGCUAAUUCAAAUAUUGUUCUUAUCAUUGAAAUAUCAUAAAUUACACCCAGAAUAUAUAUGGACGCGAUUGAAAAGAUUAAAUAAAGGGUCGACGGUAGUAGGAGACGUUUCCAAAAACGAUCGAGCGCUUCGGAUUCUAUUGGUUGUUGUUGACAUUGAUUCACAUCAAGAGUCUUUAAGAAAAUUGGCUGAUAUUUGUAUCAAACACGAUUUAUCUUUAGUAUUGGCCUGGUCUUUCGAAGAGGCAGGAAACUACGUUGCUUUUUGCAAGCAAUUAGAGUUAUCGACAUCCAAGGUGAAUUCUACCAUUAAAGGAGUUAAAAAGGAUGAUUAUCAUUCAUGUUUAGUUGAUACUCUCACAUCGAUCAAAUCGGUGAAUAAAACCGAUGUGGUUAACUUAUUAGCAAACUGCAAAUCGUUUAAGAACAUUGUUAUUCAGAAUAGUCAAGGUAAUGGCAAACAAAUGGGGAAUAUUCAAGGUUUAGGGACAAAGAAAUUAAAUAAUAUGAAAUCGGUAUUUUCUGAACCAUUCAUUUACAAUAAAGAUUACAACCAAAUAAGUUGA